Molecule: messenger RNA, 1029 nt
Organism: Rhizoctonia solani
Lineage: Eukaryota; Fungi; Basidiomycota; Agaricomycetes; Cantharellales; Ceratobasidiaceae
Exons: 2
Coding region: 1-1029 (342 amino acids)
Source: RefSeq, a predicted model, not a curated record
AUGCAUGGGACAGUCACCUUGAACAACAAUCCUGCCAGACUUGAGGCAGAGCUCAAGGAGUCAAUUGUAGACAAGUUCAACAUUGCCAAAAAUAUGCUAGAAGGACUUGAAGAUACAAUCCCUGCAUUUGACAAGAAUUUUGAGCCAGUUGAGCAACCAGCCAAGGAAGGCAAGCAUGGCAAGGAAAACAAGGGUAGCAAGAAUGGCAAGGACAAGGAUAGUAAGAAUGGUGCAAAUGGCAAGGACAGCAAGGAUGACCAUGUGGGUAGGGAUAGGCCACUCCCUGCCAGGUUCCAAGGCAAGAACACUGAAGAGUAUGGGCCUGGCAAGGUUCCUGAUGGCACAGAGAUACUCAAAGUCAUUUAUCAACCACCAACAACCAAGCCUACCACUGAAGCCUGCAAUUCCCCCAUUUGGGAUCUUGAGGAGGAUGAACAGCCUCCAGCCAAACCUCUCAAGAUGGUGUUGCUAACCAAGAGCCACCCACCCCUUUCCAGGCACAUUGUUCUCAGUUCAUCAACUGCUUGCACUAGUGCAGGACCACCUAUGCCUAUCAAAGCCCCUAAACCAACAGUCCCAGCUCCACCCCCCUUCUUGCUCUCAAAAACAAGCAGCAUUGUGCUGGUCAAAUCUGGGUUGGCUUCUGUUAUUGCCACAGAGGUCAAGCUGGAGGGAAGUGUGGUUGCAUCUGGAUCAAAGACUGGCAUGUCCAUCAGAGUUGCCCAGAGUCCAACCAUCAAGAAGCCUAGACUUGAUAGCCCUAAUGACAAAGCACAACUUGAGUAUGUUGUCCCAAAGCACUCAGUAGGCAGCAAGGUGGUCACUACAAAAGGAACAAAACAUGUAUCAAACCCCACCAAGGCUAAUGGGUCACCCACAAAGAAGAGAUCAAAUGGGAAGGAGUGCAAGGAAGUAGUAGAAACUAGCAGUGAUGAUGAGCACAUUGGCAAACUGGUUGGUAAGAAGGAGGCAAGCAACACUGCAACCAUUGUAGUCAUGGAUAGCAAGUGCAAGAUCCAUGUAGUUUAG